AUGAGUGAUAAUAACAAUAAAGAAGAUAUACUCGAAAACACUGCUGAUAAUGUGAAAGGGGAAACGAGAGAAGCAAACGGAAUAAAUGAAAUGUUAAAUCAUUCAAGAUCAAAUCAAAGCAGCAGUUUAAAUGAAAGUGAACUACGUACCACUAGUAGUAAUACAGUUACUAUAAGUUUUACUGAAAGUGACAGCACAAGUUCAUCUAGCAGUCGUGGUGAUACUAGUGACGGUGAUGAUAGUGACGAAUCAGACUCAACUAGCUCCGACGAUGAUGAUGAGGAGGACGAGUCUGCUCAAUCAAAUCAAAUUGCCGAUUUUCUGGUCAAGGUUUUACUACUGUCCCGUCAAUAA
This is a messenger RNA of Schistosoma mattheei, 354 nucleotides long. NCBI's taxonomy places the organism in Eukaryota, Metazoa, Platyhelminthes, Trematoda, Strigeidida, Schistosomatidae. The record is from the annotation of a GenBank genome assembly.